CUUUUAUCUCAAUUUACCCUCUAUAUAACAUAUAUCGAAACCUCUUUACCUUCAUUCCCACUUUAAUUUUCAAUAUUUUCUACAGAAUAAAAAAAAACAUAAUCAAGAAAAACAUUUUUCAAAAAAAUAUAAUGGCGGCAGAAUCCGACUACAUUUUGCUUGAGUCGAUAAGACGACACUUACUAGGAGAAUCGGAGUCGUGGCUCAGUGAGUCGACGGCGAGUUCGGUGGUUCAAUCUGGUACGACGGCCAAACCGGUGUACGGAAGAAACCCUAGCUUCAGCAAGUUGUACCCUUGCUUCACUGAGAGCUGGGGACACUUGCCGUUGAAAGAAAACGACACGGAGGACAUGUUAGUCUACGGUAUCCUCAACGACGCGUUUCACGGCGGAUGGGAACCGUCGUCUUCAUCCUCCGACGAAGACCAGAGCUCUAAUUUUCCGAAGGUUAAAACCGAGAACUUCACGGUGGUCGAUCAUGUUCCGGCGAAGAAGGCGAGUCCGGUUAAGGCUCCGGAGAAGGGGAAGCAUUACAGAGGAGUGAGGCAGAGGCCGUGGGGGAAGUUCGCGGCGGAGAUAAGGGAUCCGGCGAAGAACGGAGCUAGGGUUUGGUUGGGGACGUUUGAGACGGCGGAAGAUGCAGCGUUGGCUUACGACAGAGCUGCUUUCAGGAUGCGUGGUUCCCGCGCUCUUUUGAAUUUUCCUUUGAGGGUUAACUCAGGUGAACCUGACCCGGUUCGGGUUAAGUCAAAGAGAGGUUCUUCCUCUGAAAUCGGAGGUUCGAAGCGGAGAAGAACGGUGGCUUCUGUAAACGGCGGCGGUCAAGGAACAGAUAUGGGGUUGAUGGUCAAGUGUGAGGUGGUUGAAGUGAGACGUGACGAUCAUUUACUUGUCUUAUAGUUUUGAAAUUUUCUUUGUUGGAUCAUUUUUUCCCAGAGUGGGGGAAAAGGAAAGUGCUAAGAAAAUAAUAUUCAUUUAUUAAUUUAAACCACCUUCCAAUCA
This is a messenger RNA of Brassica napus (rape), 1001 nucleotides long. Its product is annotated as ethylene-responsive transcription factor 1A. Gene Ontology annotation, molecular function: DNA-binding transcription factor activity; DNA binding. Gene Ontology annotation, biological process: regulation of DNA-templated transcription; ethylene-activated signaling pathway. The transcript has a single exon. NCBI's taxonomy places the organism in Eukaryota, Viridiplantae, Streptophyta, Magnoliopsida, Brassicales, Brassicaceae. The coding region runs from base 132 to 899 and encodes 255 amino acids. The record is from RefSeq and is a predicted model, not a curated record.